Molecule: messenger RNA, 2355 nt
Organism: Clonostachys rhizophaga
Lineage: Eukaryota; Fungi; Ascomycota; Sordariomycetes; Hypocreales; Bionectriaceae
Source: the annotation of a GenBank genome assembly
AUGCCCGAGAAGCAUGUUCGCUUCCAAGAAAGCCAUGCGACCACGUACGGCUUUCCCCCGGAGGCCUACGACCCCUCCAGGCUGCCGGACAUCGAUACAGAGUUCAUCAGCAAGGCCGACCUAGAAGCCUUUGACAGGGCGCUCCAUGCGCCGGAUCACCUCCACAGCCCUAUCGAUGAAUCUGGGGUGAGGUCGCCCAACUCGUGCGCCUCUCCAAGCUUCACGAAGCGAGACUCGCAGGUUGGAAGCGCCUUUGAGGAGGAAAUUGCCGCCGUCGCAUCGGGUGGGGCCGCCGCAGGGACAGAGGUUUUGACGCACGCAACUCCCACGUUUAUCACUGCGCAGAACGACUGGGCUCCGGUGAAUCCAAAGGUCUACCGCGAUCAAAAGGGGACCAAGGGGACCAAGAGGCGGCGGAGGCGCAACAAGACCGUCGAGGGCCUGCUGGGGACGCGCACCAAGGACGAGACCCGGGAAGGGUACUUUUACCAGCUCCUGAAGUGGCCCCUUUUGUUCUUCGUGAUCGCCUGGCUGGGAGGGCUGAGCAUCGCCUACCUUUCUACGAGAUGGUACAUCUGGGCGUACGAGCAGUUCUUCACCUGGCGUGGCCAGCGGCAGAGGCUGCGCUCGAAUAUGAGGGAGACGUCCAACUACCGUGACUGGGUGGAUGCUGCCAAGGAACUGGACCUGUAUCUGGGCAGGCUAACCUGGAAAGAAGAGAAUGACUUUGCGUACUAUGACUCCAAGACGGUGCGCAGAGCAUGGGAUCAGAUGAGGAAGGCCAGGCAGGCAGCUGAGUCGUUCGAAAACAAGGACGAGGGAGAUGGGGGACAAAAGGCCCGCGAGCUGAGGGCGCUGAUUGAGGUAUGCGUCAAGAAUAACUUUGUUGGCGUUGAGAAUGCCCGGUUGUAUAGCCAGACCUACUACGGAACCAAGAACCUGGUCCAGAAUUUCGUUGAUGAAGCUGAGAAGAGUCUGAAAUUCCUCGCCAACACUACACAACUCACCAAGGACGAGAAGCGGGUACUCUUCAAACACGUCAAUGCCAACUAUGGACGGACUGCUCUCUGCCUCUCUGGCGGAGCCGCCUUUGCCUACUACCACAUUGGUGUUGUACGAGGCCUCUUGGAUCAAGGCCUUUUGCCAGAUGUUAUAACCGGCACAAGUGGUGGGGCCCUCAUUGCUGCAUUGGUCGCAACAAGGACAAACGAGGAACUUGACCAGCUGCUGGUACCCGCAUUGGCCGCGAAGAUCACUGCGUGUUGCGAAUCGUUCACGACUUGGGUGCCCCGAUGGUGGAAAACUGGUGCAAGAUUCGACUCGAUGGACUGGGCAAAACGAUGUGGGUGGUGGUCGCGAGGAUCCAUGACCUUCCGAGAGGCGUAUGAACGAACUGGGCGAAUAUUGAACGUCAGCUGCGUUCCUGCGGAUCCUCACUCCCCGACCAUCCUCUGCAACUAUCUCACUUCUCCGGACUGUGUGAUUUGGUCGGCUGUGCUCGCCUCCGCCGCCGUUCCAGGCAUUCUUAAUCCCGUGGUGCUCAUGAUGAAACUGGCAGAUGGCACACUCGUCCCAUAUUCGUUUGGACACAAAUGGAAGGACGGCAGUCUGCGGACCGAUAUCCCCAUCAAGGCCCUCAACACCCACUUCAAUGUCAACUUUACCAUCGUGAGCCAGGUGAACCCUCACAUUAACCUCUUCUUCUUCUCCUCAAGGGGUUCUGUCGGACACCCCGUCACGCACCGGAAAGGACGUGGCUGGCGAGGAGGUUACAUCAUGUCCGCGGUUGAGCACUACCUCAAGCUCGACAUGAACAAGUGGCUCAAGUUUGUCCGCCACGCAGAGCUCCUCCCACGACCCCUGGGCCAGGACUGGAGCCAGCUGUGGCUGCAGCAGUUUAGCGGAACCAUCACGAUCUGGCCGAAAUCGAUCCCGUCCGACUUUAUCCAUAUCCUAUCCGACCCUGAUGCGACGCGUCUUGCCCGGAUGAUUCACGAAGGGAAACAGAGUGUAUUCCCGAAACUCAAGUUUAUCGGCAACCGACUCAAGCUUGAGAGGCUGGUGGAGCAAGGUAGGCAGGAGACACGACCAUGGACGAGAAGUGGCAGUUUGCACACGGUUAUUAGUGAGGAAAAUCUAAAGGGCCUGCUUGAGGGCGAAUCACUGCCCGGAAGCGCAACGGAAGAAGAUACAGACGUGGAAGAGACUGGAUCCAUCGGUAAGAUAAGGGAGCAGCUCGGGAUGACGGGGCUGGAGGAGGACGAGACGGAGAACUCGCUUGGAGAGACGGAGGACGAGUCGGUAAAUUUUGACACUCAGGAUGCUGAGAAGAUCAGGAUUCUAGCUUCCUCUUGA